AUGUUUUAUGCGCAUAUUCCAAUAUCUGAAAUUUCAAGGCUUACAAAUUUGAUUUCACUUGAUCUUUCUGACAAUUUCUAUGAAUUGCACGAUAAUGUUGUUAUGCUUGCUUUGCAUAUGAAAGAAGGAGUGGCGGGAAGGCUUCCACAAAACAUGACCAAUUUAAGACAACUUUACCUUGAUUUCGUGCAAAUUGAUUCACCUGUACCUAUUCACUUUGCAAAUUUAUCUUGCUUGACACAUCUCUCUCUUCAAGAUUGCAAUUUGCAUGGAAAAGUACCAAAUUCUAUUGGCAACCUUAAAUCCUUGAAUAUUUUGUAUCUCUACCCUUGUAGAUUUUUCGGAGUUAUUCCUUCUUCAAUUGGAAAUCUUACUGAACUUAUAGAUCUUCGCCUUUGGAAAAAUGGAUUUAGCGGUCAAAUUCCAUAUUCACUUGGAAACCUCACAUGGUUGGAAGUUUUGAUUUUUGCAAGUAACUCUUUCAGUGGCAAACUCCCAAUAUCAGUCCCACCUCGUGUCGAAAAUCAAUCGAAUGUACGGAGAACGAUCUGA
This is a messenger RNA of Ziziphus jujuba (common jujube), 552 nucleotides long. Its product is annotated as receptor-like protein 35. NCBI's taxonomy places the organism in Eukaryota, Viridiplantae, Streptophyta, Magnoliopsida, Rosales, Rhamnaceae. The transcript is spliced from 2 exons. Gene Ontology annotation, molecular function: protein binding. Bases 1 to 552 code for a protein of 183 amino acids. The record is from RefSeq and is a predicted model, not a curated record.